Molecule: messenger RNA, 1356 nt
Organism: Danio aesculapii
Lineage: Eukaryota; Metazoa; Chordata; Actinopteri; Cypriniformes; Danionidae
Product: RNA binding protein fox-1 homolog 3
Exons: 10
Coding region: 82-666 (194 amino acids)
Biological process (GO): nervous system development; regulation of alternative mRNA splicing, via spliceosome
Cellular component (GO): nucleus; cytoplasm
Molecular function (GO): mRNA binding
Source: RefSeq, a predicted model, not a curated record
GAGUCCACAGAAAAGCAGCAGCCCAAGAGGCUACACGUCUCCAACAUCCCCUUCCGCUUCCGAGACCCCGAUUUACGGCAGAUGUUUGGGCAAUUCGGGAAGAUCUUAGACGUGGAGAUUAUCUUUAAUGAAAGAGGAUCAAAGGGCUUUGGCUUUGUAACUUUUGAAACGAGUGCAGAUGCAGAUCGCGCACGGGAGAAACUUAACGGUACAAUCGUAGAAGGACGUAAAAUCGAGGUGAACAACGCCACGGCGAGAGUGAUGACGAAUAAGAAAGUAGUAAACCCGUACACAAACAGCUGGAAGCUCAACCCAGUUGUAGGAGCCGUUUACGCACCAGAGCUCUACGCAGUGACGGGUUUUCCCUAUCCCGCAGCAGGAGCGACAGUGGCUUACAGAGGGGCUCAUCUGAGGGGCAGAGGUCGUGCCGUCUAUAACACCUUCCGGACGGCUCCUCCUCCUCCACCCAUCCCAGCAUACGGAGCUGUGGUGUAUCAGGACGGCUUCUACGGCGCAGAGAUCUACGGUGGAUAUGCGGCGUACAGAUAUACUCAGCCUGCCACGGCUACAGCGUACAGCGACAGUUAUGGAAGAGUCUAUGCAACUACUGACCCUUAUCACCACAGCAUCGGCCCGGCUGCAGCGUACAGCGUCGGCACCAUGUAAAUACAGCGAAAGAAUAAAACCCGAAAGACAGAGAGACAGAGAUCCGAACUGAUCACUUCAGGACAGCUACAGGACCAUCGUAAGAAAAUGGAAAACAGACAAAGAACGAAGACAGAAGUGUGUGAAAAGUGCCGACGGAAAACACAAAGUGCAAGAAUAAAAACUGACAGACACAACGAAACGGUCAAAACGUUUUAUUUUUCUAUAUGUUCAUGGAUGGAGCAGAGACACUUAUAUGACUAUGUGCAGGGAUCCUCACGCUAUGACCCCGCCCACAACGUCAUCCACCAGUCAGAGGCCACAUCCAAAACGGGGAGGAGUCAAAACUAGCAGAAAGCUGCAUGACUAAUUUGUUUCCUGUGGGUGGGAGUCACCGUGCUCUCUGUGAUUGGUCGCCUCCUCCAUCUUGUGCUCCUCAUCCUUUCAUCCGCUUUCAGAGACGAUAUCGAACCACUACCAGAAUUUGAUUCGUCCUGUGUGGGUGGAGCCAUUGGUGGUUCACUUCAUAUGAUGUCAUGACGCUCCUGAUUGGCCGAGCUGCCGACCAACUUCCUGUGGUGUUCCUGGUUGGGACUCUGAAACUAAUGAUGUCACUGCUGAUCAAUGGGUGGAGCUCGAGGUGAGAGUGUUGGUUCAAUUGGGGGCGGAGCUGAAAUUAAGAUUAUGGUUUACAAUUUAAAUACAAACAGU